GACGGUUGAGAUCUGAGAAGACUAAAGUCAGUUGAAUCGACGGUUGUACACGUGGAUAACUAGAGUAUAACCACGCGUAGAAUAUAAUAUCUCUUGAAUGGUGGCGCGUGGGGAGCACAAGUUGUUGAUUUGCCUCGUCGGCGUCCACCACCAUUAUCGCCGGAUUAGAUUUUUAUAUAUUCACGUAGAAGAAGACGAAGACGAAACCAACUUCUACUUCUUCCCUCUGUCUCCUCUCUCUCCAUAUCUUUCUCGGCUUUCUAGUAGAAGUUUUGACAUUGUAAAUGGAUCAAUCGAAGAAACCAAAAACUUGCUCUGAUUCCGAUUUUGCUGAUGAUUCCUCUGCUUCUUCUUCUUCUUCUUCUACUUCUGGACAUAAUCUCAGAGCUGAGAUAGUGGUGGAAGUGAACAAGGAAGCAGUUUGUUCUCGUAAAGCAGAGCGAGAGAAGCUUCGUAGAGAUAAGCUCAAAGAACAGUUUCUUGAGCUGGGAAAUGCAUUAGAUCCAAAUAGGCAUAAGAGUGACAAAGUUUCAAUUCUCACUGAUACAAUACAAAUGCUGAAGGAUGUAAUGAACCAAGUUGAAAGACUAAAGGCUGAGUAUGCAACACUAUCUCAAGAGUCUCGUGAGCUUAUUCAAGACAAGAGCGAGCUGAGAGAGGAAAAAGCAACUCUCAAGUCAGAUAUCGAGAUUCUCAAUGCUCAAUAUCAGCAUAGAGUCAGAAGUAUGGUUCCAUGGAUACCACAUUACACUUAUCCUAUCCCUGUAGUAGCCCUAAGUCAGGGCCAGUCCACUUUUAUACCUUAUUCAGCCUCAGUCGUCAAUCCUCUAAUCGAACAAGCAUCAAUUCAGCAACGUUCAUCAUCUUCUGGUGCUUCAAGCAAACAAAAUUCCAAAAGCAAGUCUUUUUCUUUAGAUCAAGGCAAUGACCAUAAAGAUGAUGUUGGUUUAGAGCUUGAGCUUAAAAUCCAUGCAUCUCCUUUAGCUCAACAGGUGAGUGAUAUCUUCACUGGUGUUGCCAAAAAGCUCGUUCUUUACUUCCAUGUAGGAUGUUUCUGGAAAAGAGAACAAAGAAAGCUUGACGCCUACUGCAAACUCAUCAAAUAGUUACUCAUCAUCUCAAACUGUGCAAGAUAGUUCCCCGGGAGGUGUGAAUGACAUUUUGAAGGCAUAAACCGAUAAACAUAUUCCCCUAAACCUUGUGUUUUAGCUCUUUGAUUGAGAAGGUACUCAAUAGCACCACCAUAUUUUUACACUGGUUGUAGGUUAUACCCAUGCCUAACUAUGUAAUAUUAUCACAAGCAAAUAAACACAAAAUCACUUGCUUAAA
Capsella rubella is the source of this 1329-nucleotide messenger RNA. Its product is annotated as transcription factor bHLH11. The transcript is spliced from 5 exons. Gene Ontology annotation, molecular function: protein dimerization activity; DNA-binding transcription factor activity. Gene Ontology annotation, biological process: intracellular iron ion homeostasis. Bases 285 to 1106 code for a protein of 273 amino acids. NCBI's taxonomy places the organism in Eukaryota, Viridiplantae, Streptophyta, Magnoliopsida, Brassicales, Brassicaceae. The record is from RefSeq and is a predicted model, not a curated record.